Messenger RNA from Haliotis rubra (blacklip abalone), 976 nucleotides. RefSeq lists its product as uncharacterized. The coding region runs from base 31 to 378 and encodes 115 amino acids. NCBI's taxonomy places the organism in Eukaryota, Metazoa, Mollusca, Gastropoda, Lepetellida, Haliotidae. The record is from RefSeq and is a predicted model, not a curated record. The transcript is spliced from 2 exons.
UGUACAAUUCCUAAGAAUCAAGGCUUAUGAAUGCACCGGCGAAGCUUCAAGGAGAACAGCUCACUUAUAGAGAAUGUGACAUGGUGGACUUGUGUUACGUCGGACCAUCACCCUAGACAACAGCAAGACAACGCUGAUCCGUAUGAAGGAAACAUGGAAUUUAAUUCCGAUGAAGAGAUGCUCCCAUUGGAAGAUCACCGAAAUAACCCUCAUGAUGUGGACAUCUGUCAUGGAGUUGCGAACUGUUCUUAUAAUGUGAUUGUCCAUCCACAAAGAGACGACGACGACGACGUGCCUCUGCUGCAAGCAACAUCAGAAGACGACCCUUUGAUCCAGCAGGCUGAUGAUGCUUUCUUAUUUGGUGAUGGAACUUGCUGAAUUUGUCACAACAGUGAAAGACUGGUUGGUAAUGUCGGUUAUGGCUUGAAUACGCCACUGAAUAUGCAUUAUUAUCUUAGUAAUAAAAUUACUUUUACCAUCCUCAGAAAAUGUGCAUUUGAUAUAAUUAGGCAAAACAUGGAUGCUGUCCCAACUUUACAGUUUGACAUUGAUAACUUGCCUUCCCCUCCAGUCACAGCGUUUCGGCUUCUUUGAUUAGCAUCUCUAUACUCUUGUGUUUGUUUGUUCUCAUCAUUGUUCUUUUACCUGUUUAAAUGUUGCUUCUAAAAAUGUGAUCUGGCCCAUCUAUUAACUGCUGUAAAAAUGUUAAAUAAAGAUUUCCCUUCAGCUGACAUUCAGUUUUACAUAUAUCUGAUGGCCAUCAAUGUUUUCAAAUGUUCAUACUACAUGUAUAUAAUCUUUCGAAAUAAUUUCACUUCUAAAACAGACCUUUCGCAUCGUACCAUAAUUGAUAAAUAUAAAUCCAUAGGAGUGUGUCUGUUUGUUAACUGAAUAAUGCUUGUAGGACUCACUUACUUAGCAUAAAGUUGUUUCACUUCUUGUACUUUUGAGAAAAUAAAAUAUUUUAAUGUCAAAA